AUGAAUAAGUCCUCGGUUUCGAUCUCUGUUACUUUUGUUUUGUUCUUCCUCUUCGCCUGCUCUGUUCCUGUUUCAGGCUUCAACAUCACAAGGCUCCUCAAUCGGUUCCCUGAAUUUGGCGUUUUCAAUGGAUAUCUGACGAAAACUCGUCUCUUCGAACAGAUCAACAUUCGCCAAACUAUCACCAUUCUCGCCCUCGACAAUGGCGUCGUUCCGAGCAUCACUGGAAACUCUCUUGACGUAAUCAAGCAGAUUUUGAGUGCUCAUGUUAUUCUCGAUUACUACGAUUCUGCUAAGUUCAGGAAGCUCUCCACCAACAAGCCUACAGUACUUACUACCAUGUUCCAGGCCACUGGCGACGCCGUACGCGAGCAAGGGUUUGUGAAAGUUGUGCUGAACAGGAGAGGUCAAAUCGAAUUCGGAUCUGCUUGGAAAGGCGCGCCUUUCACCUCAAUGUUUGUCAGAGCUGUUGCCUCACAGCCCUACAAUAUCUCUGUUAUUCAAAUCAGUUCUCCGAUUGUGGUCCCUGGCAUUGGACGUUACAAUUUGCCUCCUCCAGCGCCUGUUGCACCGGAACCAGAUGUUGCUCCUGUUCCCGCUCCGACUCCAUUGGCUGAUACUCCUUCACCGGCGGACGAGUCUCCAGCCGAUGCUCCCUCACCAGACGCCGACUCUCCAGUUCCGACGGCGGAUGCGCCUGAUGCACCGUCGAGUGCUCCUCAUCCAUCUGCUGAUGACGAAGAGGAUGCAGAUGCACCGAGUCCAGACGACGAGGAAGACCAUUCGGCAGCUUCACGUGGCCACAUCGCCGGCGCCGGAGUGAUGGUGGCCGGAUUGAUGUCACUCUACAUGGCUUUUUAAAUUCAGAAAAUGUGAAGGAACGAAAGAGAAAAUCAGAGAGAGAGAGAUAUCAACAGCGGAAGAAUCGGUAGGAUUGUUUAUGCCUACAAUCAUCAAAACUUCAUAUGAAAAUGAAAAAAAAAGGAAAAAAAGUCCAAUAAUGUAUGAGUAAACCUUCAACGGCGGGCAGGGUCUUCUUGCUG
Molecule: messenger RNA, 1043 nt
Organism: Cucurbita moschata (crookneck pumpkin)
Lineage: Eukaryota; Viridiplantae; Streptophyta; Magnoliopsida; Cucurbitales; Cucurbitaceae
Product: fasciclin-like arabinogalactan protein 3
Exons: 1
Coding region: 1-861 (286 amino acids)
Cellular component (GO): plasma membrane
Source: RefSeq, a predicted model, not a curated record